AUGCAGGAAAUCCUUGACAAGGCUGGCAAGAAGGCCUUGAGCGGCGGCCUGGCGGGCAUGGGCGCACAAGCCAUCAAUGUGUUGGCACUGAUGUGGAUGCGAACCAUCAUGAACUACCAGUACCGCUAUGGCGGCACCUUCAUGAGCGUCGCCAAGACGCUCUACGCGGAGGGCGGCGUCACCCGCUUCUACCGGGGCCUGGCCCCGGGCCUCAUCCAGGCGCCGGUGAGUCGCUUCGGGGACACCGCGGCCAACGACGGGGCGCUGGCGGCGCUGGAGCACACCACGCUGCCCACCGCGGCCAAGACCAUGUGCGCGUCGGCGGCCGCAGCCGGCUUCCGGCUCUUCCUCAUGCCCAUUGAUGCCUGGAAGACCACCAAGCAGGUGGAAGGCGAGGACGGCCUGAAGAAGCUCAUUCAGAAGACCAAGAAGCAUCCCACCGCCCUCUGGCAGGGCGGUGUGGGCGCCAUGACCGCCACCUGGGUGGGGCACUACCCGUGGUUCUACACGAACAACCAGCUUCGUGAGUCCUUGCCGCAGCUCGACUUUGCGUACGGCAAGUACGUCAGGAAUGCCUUCAUCGGCUUUUGCUCGGCCGCGGUGUCUGACACCUGCUCCAACUCCUUGCGGGUGCUGAAGACCACACGCCAGACCUCCCUGGAGCCGGUGGGCUACAUGGAGAGCGCCAAGCAGAUCAUCGACAAGGACGGCCUGGCUGGCCUCUUCGGCCGGGGGUUGAAGACGCGGAUCUUGACCAACGGCGUGCAGGGCGCGCUCUUCACUGUGGGCUGGAGGGCCAUCUCGGAGGCCCUGAACAAGCCCAAGUGA
This is a messenger RNA of Effrenium voratum, 828 nucleotides long. The record is from the annotation of a GenBank genome assembly. NCBI's taxonomy places the organism in Eukaryota, Dinophyceae, Suessiales, Symbiodiniaceae.